AAAUUAUGUCAAGAAAAAACCCAACCAAUGGGAUAGGAUGACAGGGGCAUGAAAGGGAAACGAGAAGAGACAUUGCGCAUACAAAUGUUUUGUGUAAAGCAAUAAUUGUGGUGGUGAUUUCAGUUGAUACAGUACUUGAGGACUCCAUAUAAAGGCCUCACUAUGGGUGAACCACAGCAGGUGAGUGCCCUGCCUCCCCCUCCUAUGCAGUACAUCAAGGAGUACACUGACGAGAACAUCCGCAAGGGGCUCAUCCCCAAACCCCCUCCUCCCAUCCGAGACACCUACAUGAUGUUCGGCAACCAGUUCCAGUGUGACGACCUGAUCAUCCGACCGCUGGAGAGCCAGGGCAUCGAGCGGCUCCACCCCAUGCAGUUCCACCACAAACGGGAGCUCAAGAAGCUCAACAUGUCCAUCCUGGUGAAUUUCCUGGAUCUCCUGGACAUCCUGAUCAAGAGCCCUGGCAGUAUAAAGAGAGAGGAGAAGCUGGAGGACCUGAAACUGCUGUUUGUCCACAUGCACCAUCUGAUCAAUGAGUACCGUCCGCACCAGGCCAGAGAGACCCUGAGGGUGAUGAUGGAAGUGCAGAAGAGACAGCGACUGGAGACUGCAGAGAGGUUCCAGAAACAUCUGGAGAGGGUGGUGGAGAUGAUCCAGGGGUGCCUGGCCUCCCUGCCCCAUGACCUGCCCCAGACUGAGGGCUUGAGUGGGGCAGGGGAUGUGGCGAGGGGUGUUGGGAUUGGUGGGGGGUUGGAUGCCAGGCUAAAGACUGAGCCCAUGGACGUGGAGGAGGCUGGGACUAGCUGUAUGGCUGUUGGGCCACAACAGGACAAAAGCAUGGGUGGUGCUGCUAAGAAAGACAGAGUAUUGGACAAGGAUGCUGCCAUGUGUAGUAUUAUCGACGAGAUCGCCUGAGUUGUGUGUUUAGAGCUAGGGGUCUCUACAGCAGGGUGCAACGGUGAAGAACGUUCAGAUAGAAAAUUGUUCUGUAGAGCAAUGGUUGUCUGUAGAAUAGUGAAUCGACCACUCUGUUCAUUAUAUUUCUAUAUGCAACGUUCAGAAUCAGAAUGGUUCACCUUGCUGAAUAUAGGUUUUUCCUGGUCAUUA
Messenger RNA from Oncorhynchus masou masou (cherry salmon), 1107 nucleotides. Its product is annotated as mediator of RNA polymerase II transcription subunit 7-like. Lineage: Eukaryota; Metazoa; Chordata; Actinopteri; Salmoniformes; Salmonidae. The transcript is spliced from 2 exons. Gene Ontology annotation, cellular component: mediator complex. Gene Ontology annotation, molecular function: transcription coregulator activity. Gene Ontology annotation, biological process: regulation of transcription by RNA polymerase II. The record is from RefSeq and is a predicted model, not a curated record. The coding region runs from base 163 to 915 and encodes 250 amino acids.